AUGGAUGACGCCGAGAGAGAAGCGGACGCUGAAAGGCAGCGACAGCGGCGUGCCGCCCUCGAUGACGCUGGGCGCCUGGCAGAGGCCGAGAGGCAGCGACAGCGACGGGCUGACAUGCCCAACGAGGUACGUGACGCGGAACGGGCGGCCGACGCGAGGGGCCACAUGGAGGGGCGCCGCAGAGUCGACCGGGCCAAUCGAGCCGCCUGUGACGCCGACUCUGUGCUGUCCGGUCGCCAGCCGGUGGCCAGGCUCGACACGGGGGCACGCGACACGGUAUGUCCGCACUGCGGCGCCCUCCUCUGGCGAGAGGAGCGGGCCACUCUGUGCUGUUCGGGGGGAAAGGUAAACCUAGAUCCCCUGCCCGCCCCGCCACCGCUGCUCCGUGAACUGUGGACGGGCGACACGCUGGAGGCACGCACAUUCAGACAGCACUCCCGGCGCCUGAACACGGCGCUGUCGCUGGCGUCUAUGAUGACACGGGAGGUGAGGCCGGCGGACGGUGGGUAUGCACCAUCAGUGAUCAUUCAAGGUAGGUUGUACCACCGCGUCGGUCCGCUGCAGGCCAGAGACGGGGAGCGGCCGUCGUUCGCCCAGAUUUAUGUGAAUGACCCGGACUGUGACGACCCGGCGGCCGAGGCCGCGCUGCGUCUAGGACACGUGCCGCUGCCCCGCGGCACCCGGGAGCCGGAGCGGGCGCGCCUGCUGACGCUGCUCGAACAGCUGCAGGUCCUGCUGCGUCAGGUAAAUCCCUAUGUGCAGGACUUUAUCCACGCCGCCGAGCUGCCGGAGGAGGAGGUUCAGCAGAGACUGGUGGUAAGUGCCGACGCCCGCCCGGCCGACCAGCACCCCCGACGGUACAACCGCGCCGAGGGGUUCCGGGAGGUGGCCGUGCUGAUGGACGAGGAGCCCGUCCAUCAGGACAUCGUGCUGCGUCGCCGUGCCGAUGCCGAAGGUCCGUUCCUCCAGACGGUAAAUGAGACGCACCGGGCGUUUGAGGCUCUGCACUUUGUGCUCCUUCUGCCGUUUGGCACAGACGGCUGGCAGCCCGACCUACGGCAGGCGGUGGCAAACGGGCGCGGGGACGUGAGGGGCGUGUCGCUGAUGCAGUACUACGCUCAUCGGCUGCAGCUGCGACCCGACCUCGAUGACUCACUGUUCCGCGCAGGACGCCUGUUUCAGGAGUACGUGUGCAUGGCUUUUGCGCGCGUAGAGACCCAGCGUCUGCUGUACCUGGCUCGGAACCAGGCCGGCCUGCGUGCCGAGCUGUACCAGCGCCUCCAGGACGCGCUGCCGGGGGACGCCGAAAGGGAGCUGGCCGGCGGAGACCGCGUCGGUCAGCGUGUCAUCCUGCCGGCUUCCUUCACCGGCGGGCCCCGGUACUACCAGCGCAGGUACCAAGACGCCAUGGCCAUCGUGCGAGUGUACGGCAGGCCGACGUACUUCGUGACGUUCACCUGCAACCCAAACUGGCCUGAGAUCCAGGCGGCGCUCCUGCCCGGCCAGGAUGCGCAGUCCCGCCCCGAUCUGGUGGCCAGGGUGUUCCACCUAAAGCUGAAGGCCCUGCUGAAGGAGCUCACCACCAGCGGCAUCUUCGGACGCUGUGUCUCCAUGCUGAUGGUGGUCGAGUUCCAAAAACGAGGUCUGCCGCACGGCCAUAUCCUGGUCAUCGUCCGGCAGGAGGACCGCCCGCGGACUGCCGACGAUGUAGACGCGGUGAUCACGGCGGAACUGCCCGACCCAGCCAGGUCAGACCAGGCGCGCCGCCUGCACGAGAUCGUGGUGAGUACCAUGGUACACCGCCAGUGCGGCGCCGCCAACCCGACGGCCGCCUGCAUGGAUGGCGGCCGCUGCUCCAAGGGCUUUCCCAAGCCGUUCGCCAACGAGACAGAGUGGCGGGAUGACCAUCCGUACCCUGUCUACAGGCGGCGACCGGCAGCCGAGGGCGGCCAGGAGUUUGUGCGUGACGGGCGGCUCAUCACCAACCAGUGGGUGGUACCCUUCUCUCCAUACCUGUCCCUGAAAUAUGAGGCUCACGUGAACGUGGAGGUGUGCUGUUCGGUGCAGAGUGUCAAGUAUCUUUUCAGGUACAUCUACAAGGGCCCGGACCGCCAGAUGGUGCGCGCUGACAACCUGAUCGGCGGCGAUGACGAGAUCGCAGAGUACCAGGACAUGCGCUCGAUCGGUGCCAGUGAAGCCUGCUGGCGUCUGUUCGACAUGCCGAUGAGCCAGCGGCAGCCGAACGUGGUCGCUCUACAGGUGCACCUCGAGGAUCACCAGCUGGUGUACUUCGAGCCGGGACAGGAGCGGCAGGCGGCUCAGGCCGCCCGACGCACCCAUCUCACCGCCUGGCUGGAGUAUAACCGGGAGUCGGCCGCCGCCGACCCGGACUGCCGCCGACUGCUCUACCCGGACUUCCCGUCGCGGUAUACCUGGCAGGCCGGCCAGAAGGUGUGGCGCAAACGGCGCCAACAGCAGGCGGCAGAGGCAAUCGGCCGCGUGGUGAGCCUCUCACCACGUCACGGCGACGUGUUCUACCUCCGCGUGCUGCUGCACCACGUCGCGGGGGCGGCGUCCUUUGAGGAGCUGCGCACCGUGGACGGCGUGGUCUGUGCCACCUAUCGUGAGGCGUGCUGCCUGCGUGGCCUUCUGCAGGACGACCGCGAGUGGGAGGUGACGAUGGAGGACGCGGCGCACGCACAGAUGCCGGCUCAAAUCCGGCGCCUCUUCGUGACGCUGCUGCUCUUCUGCGCACCAGCCGAUCCGUCAGAGCUGUUCCGGCGUCACCUGGACGCCAUGUCUGAUGACUUCGGCCGUCGUCAUCGCGACCUGCCGGACGAGCUGCGCGCUGCACUAACACUGGUGGACCUGGAGCGGCAGCUACAGCAGGCCGGCAAAGAGCUCCGAGACUUCGGUCUGCCGGAGGUGACGCCCGAUCAGCGGGCGCGGGCAGCUGAGCUGCAGCAGGCCGCCGAGCUGCGCCAGCUGCCGCGGCUCAUUCAAGAGGAGCUGGAAUAUGACGCAGCAGCGCUCAGAGACCAGGUGGCCAUCCAGCUGCCCACUCUGCUGCCGCCGCAGCGCCACGUCUUCGACCUGGUAAUGACGGCCGUCGACGGGCGGCGUCCGCUGGCCGUGUUCGUGGACGCCGCUGGUGGCACCGGAAAGACGUACGUCUUCAACACGCUGCUGGCGGCGGUGCGCUCGCAGGGUAUGGCACCGCUGCAGGUGGACGCGACAUCAACGUGCGCCAUCAGCGCGCAGAGCCCGCUGGCGGAGCUCAUCCGACGGACGGCGCUCAUCGUGUGGGACGAGGCCCCCAUGGCCCACCGUCACCACCUGGAGGCGUUCGACCGCACGCUGCGUGACGUCACUGGCAGCGAGGAGCCGUUCGGCGGAAAAGUCCUCGUGCUGGGCGGGGAUUUCCGCCAAAUUCUCCCAGUCAUCAG
Messenger RNA from Amphibalanus amphitrite, 3446 nucleotides. RefSeq lists its product as uncharacterized. The record is from RefSeq and is a predicted model, not a curated record. NCBI's taxonomy places the organism in Eukaryota, Metazoa, Arthropoda, Thecostraca, Balanomorpha, Balanidae. Gene Ontology annotation, molecular function: DNA helicase activity. The transcript is spliced from 4 exons. Gene Ontology annotation, biological process: DNA repair; telomere maintenance. The annotation marks the transcript as partial.